AAAAAAAAAUUAAGUCAAUAUGAGCGAAGAGAAUAUAAAAAUAGCCCCCGGAGAAAAUUGGGAAGAGGCUGCAGAAACUGAAGCUCUUCCACAAACUUUUUCAAAAAUGGGUUUAAAUGCUAAUGCUCCCGUCUUUAAACCGAACGUAAAUGCAAAAGAAUUUGUUCCCAGUUGGCUUCAAAAUGCUACAGAAACAACUUCAGCGCCGGCGCCAGCUCCUGCACCAGCACCAGCACCAGCACCAGCUUCAGCUCCAGCUCCUGCCGAAGCACCAACUCCCACUGAAGCUCAGGCUCCCGCUGAAGCACCAGCACCGAAUGAUGAUAAAAAAUCGAUUUCUGUAGCUGCGUAUCAAGCCGAAGACGAGGCUGUAGACAGUGAGGUUAUUGAAGAUUUAUAUGGAAAAGAACAUAUUAAUUUGGUAUUCAUCGGUCAUGUAGAUGCCGGUAAAUCCACUAUGGGUGGCAAUAUCCUGUUUUUGACAGGAAUGAUUGAUCAGAGAACUAUGGAUAAAUACGAAAAAGAAGCUAAAGAACAAAGUCGUGAGUCAUGGUAUUUAUCAUGGGCACUUGACACAAACAAGGAAGAGCGCGCAAAGGGAAAAACAGUUGAAUGUGGUCGUGCUUAUUUUGAAACAGAUAAGCGCCGAUACACUAUUUUAGAUGCUCCAGGCCAUAAAAACUAUGUACCCAGUAUGAUUGGUGGUGCCUCUCAGGCGGACGUCGGAAUAUUGGUCAUAUCAGCUAGAAAAGGCGAGUUUGAAACAGGAUUUGAGAGAGGUGGUCAAACACGUGAACAUGCUGUUUUAGCAAAAACUUCAGGCGUCAGCAAAUUGAUAGUUGCAAUUAAUAAAAUGGAUGAUCCUACAGUGACUUGGUCCAAGGAGAGAUAUGAUGAGUGCGUUAAUAAAUUGACCCCAUUUUUGAAGGGAAGCGGCUUCAAUCCUGCUACAGACCUUGAAUUUAUGCCAGUAUCUGGCUUUACCGGUUUGAAUUUGAAAGAUCGAGUCUCAAAAGAUGUUUGUAAUUGGUACAAUGGUCCUUCGAUAUUGGAAUAUCUGGAUAACAUGCAGGCGUUAGACAGAAAAAUUAAUUCCCCAUUAAUGGUGCCAAUUAUAGAGAAAUAUAAAGAUAUGGGCACUAUUGUAGUGGGAAAAGUAGAAUCCGGAAAAGUUACUAAAGGUCAAAGUGUAAUGGUUAUGCCAAACAAGCGUACCGUUGAAAUAUCUGCAAUUUACAAUGAGCUCGAAGACGAAGUAUCCACCGGUUAUUGUGGUGAUAACGUUCGGUUACGACUUAAGGGUAUCGAAGAAGAGGAAUGUUCCACUGGUUUUGUUGUAUGUGAUGUUAAAAAACCGGUAAAGACAACUACUACCUUUGAAGCGCAACUUGCCAUUUUAGAACAUAAGAAUAUUAUUUGUGCUGGAUACAGUGCAAUUCUGCACAUACACUCAUGUGUUGAAGAAAUAUCUGUUUCCGCUCUUUUACAUGUGCUUGAGAAAAAGACAGGAAAGAGAUCAAAGAAAGCACCACAAUUUGUUAAGAAAGGACAAAAAGUAAUCGCACGACUUGAAACUCCAGGACCGAUCUGCGUGGAAACAUUCGAGGAUUACCCUCAAUUAGGCAGAUUUACUCUUCGAGAUGAAGGAAAAACAAUCGCUAUUGGGAAAGUUACUAAAGUUAUCGAAAAUCAAUGAAUUAAUUUUAAGGGAAUUUAAUAGAAUUAAAAUAUAAAAAAAGAAAAAAAUAAUUUUCCUCAUUGAGAUGCAAUGAUAUUCAUUUUAAUUGUAAUUUUUAGUCAUGAUUGGAAUAAAUUAAAAUGUUAGUAAUGAAAUAUUAUUAUAUUAGGAAUGUGUUAACAUAUAUUGUGGCAAAUAUGCCCAUCAUAAGUUGGUUAAAUUUCAGAUAUGUUUUUAUGGAAACAAUAAAUAUAUUUUAUAUUCGUUGGAAAUUAUGUU
This is a messenger RNA of Rhizophagus irregularis DAOM 181602=DAOM 197198, 1957 nucleotides long. RefSeq names its product translation termination factor GTPase eRF3. Gene Ontology annotation, cellular component: translation release factor complex. Gene Ontology annotation, biological process: translation; translational termination; nuclear-transcribed mRNA catabolic process, deadenylation-dependent decay. Gene Ontology annotation, molecular function: GTPase activity; translation release factor activity; GTP binding. NCBI's taxonomy places the organism in Eukaryota, Fungi, Glomeromycota, Glomeromycetes, Glomerales, Glomeraceae. The record is from RefSeq and is a predicted model, not a curated record.